Molecule: messenger RNA, 2481 nt
Organism: Nelumbo nucifera (sacred lotus)
Lineage: Eukaryota; Viridiplantae; Streptophyta; Magnoliopsida; Proteales; Nelumbonaceae
Product: DNA photolyase
Source: RefSeq, a predicted model, not a curated record
UUGAAGAGGGAGAAAGAGUUGUGAGCUACUUUCUCCUCCUUUCUCCUCCACAGCUUCUGCUCUGCUAAUUUAUCUUUUCGUCGCGUGGGUGUGUCUGUCUCUUUCCCAAAACCCGUGGUUGAAGAAGAGUAGACAAACAGUGAAUCAGUUGUUGAUGGAUGUUAAAAAUAACAUCGUCCUCGUGGUCGACUCAAAUCGAACUCAAACGGUCGACCCCUUCCUCCUGCACUCUUAUUCCUAUCAUGGCGCUUCUCCAUUUCCCGCGCCUUCUCUCCUUUCCUUCCUCUUUCCAUUCGAUGCCCACCAGGAGUGUGCGGUGCCGUAUCUUUUCGGUGGCUGCAACGCCAGAAGGUGAUACCAGAAGAGGAGCCAAUAAGAAGAAUGACAACGAUGUCGCCCUUGUUUGGUUCAAGCACGAUCUCCGCUGCGACGAUCAUCCAGGCCUCGUUGCUGCCUCUCGUCAUCACACUGUCGUUCCUCUCUACAUCUUCGACCACCGAAUCCUCUCCCGUUUAAAUGAUGAAAUGCUAGGAGUGGUUCUCCUUGCCUUGGAAGAUUUAAGAAAAUCGCUCAAGGAUCAGGGCUCUAAUCUUAUGAUCAGGUUCGGCAUUGCAGAAAAUGUCAUAGGACAGCUCGUGAAUGAGGUAAAAGCUUCCAACGUAUUUGUGGAGGAGGAGGUGGAAUAUGACCUUCGCCGAGUGAUCAAUGUCGUUAAAGAUUCAGUAUCGUCCAUGUCCUUUACAUGGGGGAGCCCUCAAUUUGUGAUUUGGCAGACUCCGUUUUAUGAUAUUGAGAACUUGAAGGAGCUUCCUUUGUCAAACCGCGACUUUAGAAAACUUCGGUUGCCUGUCACUGCUCCGGUUGUGUCCCCAUCAUUAACUGGAAUAAAUAUGGAAUUGGACUGGGGUACCUUACCUACAUUUCAUGAAGUGAAGGCUUUUAUCAAUGGCAAUCCAUGCAAAUUGGAUGAGAGUUGGACUUCAGUUAAAGAUAUUUCAGCUAAAGAUAUUUUAAAGAGAGGGAAAACCAAUCAAUCUAAAAUGUUAAAUGAUCCGAAUGGAAGCUUGAGAAACCCAUAUCCAAGUGGAAACAAUCAAAACAAUUUGAAUUCUUGGAGCACCCGAAGAACAGAAAAUUCUGUAUUUAUCUCAAGAAAUUCAAAUCUAAUAGGAGGUGGGACAAACUCCGUAUUGAAUGCAUUGGCUGCAUAUUUGAGGUAUUUGGAGGGAACAAGCAGAGAUGAUUGGCAGGAGGUGCACGACAAAUUACGUAAUGCUGAAAGUAGGAGUGGAGCUUCAUUUGUUGCUCUCUUUGGGCCUGCCAUUUGUCUUGGCAUCCUAUCAAGAAGGAGAAUAUAUCAUGAAACCAUCAAGUAUGAAAAAGAACGUAAUGCAGGAUUUCUAUCUCCUUUUGGAUACUCAGCAGCCACAAUUGCCACAGCAGUUGAAACUGUCUGCUCAAUGGAGUGGUAUUGGAUUUUGGCUUUGAAAAGCCAACUAAACAGUGAGGCAAGAUAUUCUAUCAGGAUAUGGAGAUGGAAUGGCCAUCUGAUUCAGUACACAGUUGUUGGUCAGCAGGGUCCUUCUGUUCUUCUUGUACAUGGUUUUGGUGCUUUUUUGGAGCAUUACCGUGACAAUAUGCAUGACAUAGCUCACAGUGGAAAUCGAGUUUGGGCAAUUACACUUUUAGGGUUUGGCAAAUCAGAAAAACCAAACCUUGUGUACACGGAACUCAUGUGGGCAGAACUGCUAAGAGAUUUCAUUGUAAAUGUUGUGGGUGAACCAGCUCACCUUAUUGGUAACUCAAUUGGUGGCUAUUUUGUUUCUAUUGUUGCUGCUCUUUGGCCUGCUUUGGUGAGGUCUACUGUCCUCAUUAAUUCAGCUGGUUCAGUCAUCCCAGGCUAUUCUUCUAUCCCAGUCAUGGAAGAAAGGCGUACUUCAGAGGCUGCAUGGCUAGGAAGCCAACUAUUAUUAUUGUAUUUGAGAUGGAGAGUUGGAGACAUUUUGAAGAACUGCUAUCCAACAAACACAGAGCGAGCGGAUGAUUUUCUUAUUGAGGAAUUGACCAGGGCAUCAUAUGAUCCCGGUGCGCUAUCAGUCUUGGAAAGUGUAUUCAACUUCAACCUCUCAAUUCCUCUUAAUUAUCUCAUAGAAUCCUUUGGAGGAAAGGUCUUGAUUGUACAGGGAAUGAAAGACCCUCUCUCCAAGUCUGACUUGAAACUUUCAAUGCUUAGGGAGCAUUGCGGUGGAGUUGCGAUCAGAGAAUUAGAGGCAGGCCAUUGUCCGCAUGAUGAGUGUCCGGAGGAAGUAAAUCCCAUCAUAAGCAAAUGGAUAAAAACCAUAGAAAGCAACCUCUGCCUUUGCCCCUGUUGAUGCUCUCUCUCUCUCUCUCAUUUUUUCCUUCGUGGUAAUUGCAAUACCACUCAAGGGUGUAAAAAGAAUUUACUUGUUAAUAUGAGUUCUACUCGUAUUACGUUAUACA